Molecule: messenger RNA, 2792 nt
Organism: Homo sapiens (human)
Lineage: Eukaryota; Metazoa; Chordata; Mammalia; Primates; Hominidae
Gene: C3orf80
Product: chromosome 3 open reading frame 80
Exons: 1
Coding region: 215-958 (247 amino acids)
Cellular component (GO): membrane
Source: RefSeq, marked validated
AGUAGCAGCCGCCUCCCGCAGCCUCCGCGCGCCGCGGGCUCCUCCUCCCGCCCAAGCGUGGCCAAGUGAGGACUGCUCCGGCCGCAGGUAGCUGAGGCGCGGGAGGCGGCGCGCGCGGGACCCGAGCGGAGCGCCGGGGAGGGGCCGACGGACGCGAGGGCGGACGGACUCCCCAGCCUCCCGUCCCGGACGUUAGCCGAGGUCUGCGCGGGCCAUGUGGGGACCCGGGGUCACUGCUGAGGGCCUGUCGGUGGCUCCGGCGCCGCCGCCUCUGCUGCCGCUGCUGCUACUGCUGGCGCUGGCGCUGGUGGCGCCCUCGCGGGGCGGCGGGGGCUGCGCUGAGCUGGCGUGCGGCGAGCGGGAGCGCUGCUGCGACGCGACCAACGCCACGGCGGUGCGCUGCUGCAAGCUGCCGCUGCACGCCUUCCUGGACAACGUGGGCUGGUUCGUCCGCAAGCUCUCCGGGCUGCUCAUCCUGCUGGUGCUCUUCGCCAUCGGCUAUUUCCUGCAGCGCAUCAUCUGCCCCAGUCCACGCAGGUACCCGCGCGGCCAGGCGCGCCCGGGACAGCGGCCCGGGCCUCCGGGGGGCGCCGGACCGCUGGGGGGCGCGGGGCCGCCCGACGACGACGACGACUCGCCCGCUCUGCUGCGCGACGAGGCGGCAGCCGGCUCUCAGGACUCACUGCUGGACAGUGGCGGCGGCGGCCGGGGCCGGGGAGGCGGCGGGCGCUCGGACCCCUCCUGCGCCUCAGAGCACGAGAUGCGUGUAGUGUCGCCGGUCUUCCUGCAGCUGCCCAGCUACGAGGAGGUCAAGUAUCUGCCCACCUACGAGGAGUCCAUGCGGCUGCAGCAGCUCAGCCCCGGGGAGGUCGUGCUGCCAGUGUCGGUGCUUGGCCGCCCUCGAGGCGGGGUCGCCGCGGAGCCCGACGGCGGCGAGGGCCGCUACCCUCUUAUCUGAGCGCUCGGGGAUCGGCGGCUGGUGCAGGGCUGGGGGCUGCGGGUGGCAAGCAACGGCCGGGGUGCCGCCGCCAACUGCCUCAGACCUUAUCUGGCACCCUGGCCUAACUGCCCGGCACCCCGCGACUGGGUUGGGGUCACUCGUCUCCCUCGCGUUCUCCCGGGAUCUUAUGUUUCUCUGCGUUUCAUUCCGUUCAAAGAAACGUGGGGCACGCGCGGCGGGUGCGGCUGCAGCAGGCGACCCUCCAGCGCACCUUCGAAGGACGUCCCUGCCCUCUGCCUUGCCUCGUAUUGUGGUUCACUAGUAAGUGCCUGCUUCCCUAGUCAAAGAGAACACGUGAGCCCUUUGGUGCGUCGAGAGAAGGGCGGUCUUCUUUAGGGCUGAGGAGAAAGGACCGCAGUUCCACUCCUUUCCCUACCUGCCGCCUGGACAGGUCUCCCAGGGUGGGCAGAGGGCGAGGAGCCGUUGAGGACCAGCCGCGACCAGGGACUGCUGCACGUGGGUGUGGGAGAGCGCCACUUGGUUAUGAUGAAAUCGCUGCCAUGCGGCAGACCCCCCAAAAUCCCUCAGUGUCUUCCUGAUCUAGCAAAUAGUCACAGCUGGUGUUUCACAAUUAGGUGGAGUGCGGGGAGUGGGCUAGGGGGGACACCUGUGAUACAAGGUUAGCUGCUGUACCUACUCAGGGAACAGCAACCAUGUAUAUCCAUUCGGCUGGACUUUUGAUUGUUCAAUAACUGAGGAGGUAUUUAUAUUUAUUUGUCUUUUAUUCUAAUAUUUUUACCAUGCAUUGAACGCAACAGGAGGGUAUUUCAGCAAAUUCACGACAAGGUAAUCGUCUUAUCACUUUUUGUAGGCCAUUAAUGGUCAGGAAAUUGCCCAUACUCUGUCAUUAUUGUUUAAUAAAUCAUUAAAUUAUUUCAUUAAAAAAGAAAAACAGGUAUGGUCAAACGAGGAAGCAUAUGUGACAUAAAAAACAUGAAGGAUAUCUUAUUUUCACUAUUUGAGAAGAAUAUAUUUUAUUUUUAGUACUGUGGCAUAAUAUAUAACUUUUUAUAAUAAUAACUGUAUGCAUUAUGUAGUAUAGCUUUUAAUUGUAUCAUUCAUCACAGUUAUAUGUAAAAAUAAUUGACAUGUAUAUGCCAUACCAUGAAGCAUAUGAUGUUGUGCACUUUCUCCUCCAUUUUUCAUUUGGAAUACAUUCCACAACAUGAUCCAAAACAUAAGAACUUACGACUUGUAACUCGUUUAAAGCCAUUAAUUGUGCAGUAAUGUGCUACAGGAUUCAAUCAGCUUCUCUUAAGAAACAAGUGUCAUUGUAUCAGUUUCCUGUUCUGUGACACGCCCUUUAAAAGUAAAAGAUAAUAUAACAUAUUUUAAUACAUUGUGUGUAAUGUACAUAUGCAUAUUGUCUAUGUACUAUAUACACAUUGUUUAUAAUAUUGUUAUUACAGUUUGUCAUUCACCUGAAAGGAGAAGGAAAAGUACGAAAGGUUUCUCUGCUUGGGAAAAGGUGAAUGUUGUUAUAUCAAGAACGAUUACACACAUGGAUCUCAUACAUGUUUUUAGAACAUUGUUCUUCUGAUUGAAGAAGUCUGAUGCUCCUGAAAAAUCUUAAAAUAUCUGACUUGUAUUGAAGAAAAUUAUUUAAUUAAAUUUUUAAAGGCUGGUUGAAAAAGUCUGACAGUUCUGAGAAUUUUUUAAAUGUCUGAAUUGUAAUAAAAAAAUGGUUUACUUUAAACUUCUAAAAACUAAUGACCUUGUGACUAAAGAAAAAUCAUUUGAAGUGUAUUAAAAAAUAGCAAAACAUUAAAAUCUUUUCUCUGUGCAAAUUUUA